Xiphophorus hellerii (green swordtail) is the source of this 1262-nucleotide messenger RNA. RefSeq names its product claudin-4-like. The record is from RefSeq and is a predicted model, not a curated record. Gene Ontology annotation, cellular component: bicellular tight junction; membrane. Gene Ontology annotation, molecular function: structural molecule activity. The coding region runs from base 91 to 726 and encodes 211 amino acids. The transcript has 3 exons. NCBI's taxonomy places the organism in Eukaryota, Metazoa, Chordata, Actinopteri, Cyprinodontiformes, Poeciliidae.
CUUCCAGACGGCCGAGCAUCGGGAAACAUCUUCAACUAAAACCUCUAAACCUCUACAGGCGUUCAAAGAAGACAAAUAGUUUUUUUCAGAAUGGGAUCGUCAGCUGUUCAGAUGGUAUGUGUGGCCUUUGGGGUCAUGGGGCUCAUUGGGGUCAUCGUCUGCUGCGCCCUUCCUCUCUGGAAAGUGUCAGCCUUCAUAGGAAACAACAUUGUGACGGCGCAGGAGAGUCAAGAAGGUCUGUGGAUGCAGUGUGUGAAGCAGAGCACUGGGCAGCAACAGUGCAAAGUGUACGACUCCUUGUUGCAGUUAGGCUCUGACCUGCAGGCCGCCCGCGCCAUGACCAUCAUCAGCUGCAUGCUCAGUGGGCUCAGCCUCCUCGUCCUCUUCUGCGGCGCCGACUUCACCACAUGUGUUCAGAACGAAGACGUCAAGCCCAAAAUCAGCCUGAUGGCCGCAGUGGGGCUGAUGCUGGCCGGCCUGCUGGUGAUCAUCCCGGUCAGCUGGUCGGCGCACAACACCGUGAGAGAUUUCCACAACCAAUUGGUGCACGAGUCCCUGAAGAGAGAGCUGGGAGGGUGCAUCUAUAUCGGCUGGGCAGCCGGCGUGAUGAUGCUCCUGGCUGGAGGUCUGCUCUGCUGCUUCAGCAGACCCAAAUCCAGCAGCUCCGGAGGAACCGCCAAGUACUACAGCAACAGCGCUUCAGCGCCAAACAAGAACUACGUGUAGAGGCCGGGUGGUACCAGAAACUGUAAAUACUUUAUGCUAAUAUAUGCUAAGAAUAUCUGAAUCUGAUUAUUAUUUCUGUAAUUGUAACAGUUGGUGCUGGAAGGUAUGUGCUCUGUAAAGUUUUAUUUCCAACAGUUUCUGAGCUGGUUUUUUUCUAUCCUGGCAAAAAGGUUGAAUUCCCAUGAAUUUUUCUAGAAAUUUGUGACAUAAUAAUGAAAAAGACAUAUGAAGAAGUUUCUCUAAGCAGCCAAAUGACAUAUUACAUGGAUUGUUACAGGCAAGUUACAAGAUAAUAACCCAAAUGACAAUUUUGUUUGCUUAUUUAGUCCAUUUUAUGUUCAUGAUUUCUUUGCUACCAACCAGAUUUGCCUCAGGAAACAUUUUUGUUGUUGUGUUUCUCAAGCUUCUGCAUGACUUUCUAUUCAUAAAACUGGUUUUGUUUCUCAUUUUGUAAACUCAUCGCUAGAAAUUAUUAAAGCUUUGUCAGAUACAGAUAUGUUUGUAAAAAUGAAUAAAAACACAGAAGACAGAUUCAA